AGCCAGCGCUGCCGGUAGUGAAAGAAAAAAAAAAAAACGCCACUCGCAAGUCAGCGGAGCAGAAGCGCGCGGAACCGGACUCGCUCCACGACGCUCUCCCUUGCAGUCACACCGCAGUAUCGUCUCUGACCGUAACAACAAAAAGAUGCCGCUGGGCGAAGACUGCCGUAGCUGGAAGAAGAAGACGUCGGAUGUGAAGGAGCAUUACGACUUCAAGGACAUCCUGGGAACGGGAGCAUUCUCUGAGGUGGUCCUGGCAGAGGAGAAGCGGACCCAAAGAUUGGUGGCCAUCAAGUGCAUCCCCAAGAAGGCGUUGGAGGGCAAAGAAAACAGCAUCGAGAAUGAGAUCGCAGUCCUGCACAAGAUUAAACACGCCAACAUUGUUUCUCUGGAAGAAAUAUUUGAGAGCAAAUCACACCUCUACCUUGUCAUGCAACUGGUGUCAGGUGGGGAACUUUUUGACCGCAUCAUCGAGAAAGGCUUCUACACAGAAAAAGAUGCCAGUAAGCUCAUCCAGCAGAUUCUGGAUGCUGUCAAAUAUCUCCACGACAUGGGAAUCGUCCACCGAGACCUCAAGCCAGAGAACCUGCUCUACGACAGCAUGGACCAGGACUCCAAAAUAAUGAUCAGCGACUUUGGCCUGUCUAAAAUUGAGGGCUCCGGCAGUGUGAUGUCCACAGCCUGUGGAACUCCUGGAUAUGUCGCCCCGGAGGUUCUGGCACAGAAACCCUACAGUAAAGCAGUGGACUGCUGGUCGAUCGGAGUCAUUGCCUACAUCCUGUUGUGUGGCUACCCUCCGUUUUACGACGAGAACGACGCCAAACUGUUUGAGCAGAUCCUGAAGGCAGAGUACGAGUUUGAUUCUCCUUACUGGGAUGACAUUUCAGAUUCAGCGAAAGACUUUAUCGUCCACCUGAUGGAGAAGGACCCCGGCGUACGUUACACCUGCGAGCAGGCCCUGCAGCACCCGUGGAUUGCCGGGGACACGGCGCUGGACAAGAACAUCCACGAGUCCGUCAGCGCGCAGAUCAAGAAGAACUUUGCUAAAAGCAAGUGGAAGCAAGCCUUCAACGCCACGGCAGUGGUCCGCCACAUGAGGCGUCUUCAGCUGGGCACCAACCAGGACGGACCCCACCAAGCGAACCUCCCGAGCCCGUGUCGAGAUCACCGACUGCUGCCGGGUGAAGACCCUCAACUUGCAGAGUCUUGCUCCGAGGCGGGCUGCUCCCAGGCCGUGGACGACGACGGCGUGGACCCUCUGUCCAACUGCAGCUACCGCUGCCACCCGACUAGUCGGGUGUGAUCCCCGCGCCGCCUAACUGCCUCAUUGACCCCAGUGAUUUUUUUCUCCAUUUUUUAACUCCCUCGGUGGAACCGGAGGUAGCGACUCCCCCCCGUCUCCCCCGUCCUCACGUCUUGGUCGGGAGUAAGCCGUGGUUCCAUUCUGUCGCCUGCAGGGGGAGCGGGUCUGUCCGGCCUGGGAAGGGAGGCAGGAGAUGGGAAGAUGGUGACGGCUAUGACGACUCGUCGUGGUGGCCGGGCUGGGAGUUUGUGCAAAAGGAAGGCGGGGGAAAGAUUGUUUAUUUCCGAAGCGGGACGGAGCUGAGACUAUUUUAAUGCGGCCUGCGCUAUUGUGGCUAUUUGUUUCGUGCAUGAUCAAGGAGAGGAAGUCCCCGAGCAUGUUUUUCUUAUCUUCUCAAAUAUGCCCUGCUUUUUUGCGUCUUGGAUGGGAGCCUUUGAAUGUACCGCACCCGAUGGAAGUGACCGCAAAGCGAGCACGGAUCUGUCCGAGAACACAAUCGGUGACCUUUAUGCAAAAUUCCAUCGUUAGCAUGUAGCCUUUUAUGAAAUGGUGUUUUUUUCCGUGCAGCUGUGGAAAAGGCUUCCCCCUUUCCGCUUUCUCUCGUCCUCUUUAACCGCGCCAGCGCAGGGAUCUCAUCUUCGUCUACGGUGCCUUUAGUGUGCGAAGGGUUUAUCGUCACGCGGGUUGUCUUUCUUGCACAAUCCCCCGUAUGUUUUGUAACAAUCACGUUUGUAACUUCGCCCGCCAGAGGCUAGUUUUACCUUUACUUUUUAAAUAUAAGCUGAUUUUUAAUGUCGUUUUAAGCCUAAAGUUAAAUAAUGUGUGGAUGCAAAAAAAAAUUCAUAUAUAUGCAUCUGUCGCUGUGUACUGUAACUAUCCUGCCAUCUUUUCCUUUUACGUUCUUCACUCUUUUUGAAAUAUGCACCUCGCGCAAGAAUCUCGCAGUGUAAAUAGUUAAGUACCGUAUUUUCCGGACUAUAAGCCGCACCCACCAAAAUUUUGAAGAAGUACAUAUUUUUAAAUAUAUAAGCCGCACCUGACUAUAAGCCGCCCAUAUAUACUGGUAGGAAAUGUCCUGUAAAUGUUUAUUUACACACAUUAAUUGUUUCCAAACGGAAUCAGUGACAGGGCAGUAAAAAGGCCGAUCAAACAAAACAGAAGUCAUCGUCAAAACCAGCUCUCCAAUCGGCUUAACACACUGGAUAACUCCACGGUCAUGUUUUGGUGAGUUUACUAAGGAACUUGUGAAACUGAAACAAUACAGAAAAAAUGCCGUAAAGUUAAUAGUACUAACACAGACACGUAAAAUACUCAAAAUAUAGUAGAACAUCCUAGGACAUCCUUAAACACAACCAUGUAAAAAAAUCCUGGGUACAUGUAAGACACUAUGGAAUAUUGUGGAACAUCCUAGGACAUCUUUAAACACAACCAUGUAAUAUAUCCUGGUACAUGUUAGACACCGUGGAAUAUUGUAGAACGUCCUAGAACUUCUUAAAACACAACAAUGUAAGACAUCACCUUAAUUGUUUCCAAAUGGAUUCCGAAACAGGGCAGUAAAACGGCCGAUCAAACAAAACAGAAGUCAUCGUCAAAGCUCGCUCUUCAUUCGGCUAAACAGACUCAAUAAUACCAAGAUGAUGUGUUGGUGAGUUUACUAACGAAUUUGUGAAACCGAAACAAUACGGAAAAAAAUGCCAUGAAGUUAAUAAUACUAACAUAGACACUCGUAAAAAACUCGGAAUAUUGUAGAACAUCCUCGAACAUCUCAAAACACAACAAUGUAAUACAUCCUUAAGCAUAACCUUUUAAAAAAAUCCUGGUACAUGUUAUACACCGUGGAAUAUUGUAGAACAUCCUAGGACCUUUUAAAACACAACAAUGUAAGACAUCACCUUAAUUGUUUCCCAACAGAGUCCGUGACAGGGCAGUAAAACAGUCGAUCAAACAAAACAGAAGUCAUCGUCAAAGCUAAUACUUCAAUCGGCUAAACAUACUGUAUAACUCCACUGUGAUAUUUUGGUGAGCUUACUAAGGAAUUUGUGAAACAGAAAGAAUGCCAUAGAGUUAAUAAUAUUAACACAAACACUCGUAAAAGUGUUAGCACGCUAACUACGCUCACUUGAUUACAUUACAAAAACCUUUGCAAAUAUGCAUAAUAAAACACUCCCGCAGACAUCACACAUGGGAUGGUUUAGUAGCAUUGUUGUAGUUAUAUUGUAGUUUAAUAGAAUUGUUGUAGUUAUAUUGUAAAACUUACAAACCUUGCUUGGCGCGAUGAAUGAAAAAUGCAUGAGUAGGAAUGCUAUGGACAGGAAGUACAUUGUCAACCUGCAGUGAGCGACUUCGUCCAAAAGAUGGCGCCGUAGCACAAACAAUGACACACCUUUUCAGCGUCUCUGUAAGCGGUAGAAAAUGGAUGGAUGGAUGGAUGGAUGUUGGUGUGAUAUGAAAACUAUUUGGUAAAAACAAAACUUAGAAAAACGGAAGAAAACCCCAUAAAUUAGCCACACCGUUCUAUAAGCCGCAGGGUUCAAAGUUUAGGGGAAAAGUAGCGACUUAUAGUCCGGAAAAUACAGUAAGUUAUUAUGGUCUUGUGUUGAGAGCAGAGAGGGACUUUAAUGCAUGUUGUAAUACUUUAAAAAUGGUACGAAUGUUCUAGAUCAGUGGUUCUCAAACAUUUUUCACCAAGUACCACCUCAAAAAACACGCUCACACCACCAUAAUGACCAAUAUUAAAAUCCAGUAGCGUAGUAGGCCUAAGUAUUGAUUAAAAACAAGUACAUGUAAUAUGUUUGGCCACUGUAACAUCACACACAGUUUGAACAGCAAUACUGUGUUUGGAUAUUUAAUUACAUUAAUUGCUCGUGGCACUGGUGGUCCACGCACCACAGUUUGAGAAUCACUGAAUCACAGCAAACACCUGUGGUACUCAUGUGGCGGUGUGCAAACAAACUGUGAUCCAUAAGGGUCGGAGAACUACCAUGGAACCUCUCAAGUCGGACACCCUCAAAAGUGCCACAAGUCCAAGUUCAAACACAAAAGAAACCCUCAACCCUAACUUGGAGUUCAAUUCAUAAUUAUCGGUGACAUCUGCAAAUCACAUUAGACUUCAAAUAUUACAGAGUUUCUAUAGAGUUACGUGCACAAGCAAUACCUAUAAAACACCACCAGGUGGCAGUAUUGCUCUCAAAACACCUUCCUGUUUGAAACAUGUCUCUCCUCAAAGGGUGUGUCAUUAGUUGGGCUGGGGAUUUUUAGGCACCACACGAUUCGAUUCUUAGGGGUAACAAUUAAUUGAUUUUUGAUCGUUUUAAUCAUUUAAGAAUCGUGAUUCAUUCGGAGAAAACAAACAAACAAGGCAAUACCUAUAAAAUACCACCAGGUGGCAGUAUUGCUCUCCAAACGCCUUCCUGUUUGAAACAUGUCUCUCUUCAAAGGAUGUGUCGAUAGUAGAGCUGGGGAUUUUGGGGCACCACACUAUUUGAUUCUUAGGGGUAACGAUCGAUUUUUGAUAGUUUAAGAAUCGUGAUUAAUUUAGGGAAAAAAAACAAGCAAUACCUAUAAAACACCACCAGGUGACAGUAUUGCUCUCCAAACACCUUCCUGUUUGAAACAUGUCUCUCUUUAAAGGCCUAUUGAAAUUAGAUUUUCUUAUUUAAACGGGGAUAGCAGGUCCAUUCUAUGUGUCAUACUUGAUCAUUUCGCGAUAUUGCCAUAUUUUUGCUGAAAGGAUUUAGUAGAGAAAAUCGACGAUAAAGUUUGCCACUUUUGGUACUUCCUGAAAAAGCCUCGCCUUUACCGGAAGUCGCAGACGAUGACGUCACAAGUGUGGGGGCUCCUCACAUAUUCACAUUGAUUUUAAUGGACCCUCCAACAGAAACAGUUAUUCGGACCGAAAAAACGACAAUUUCCCCAUUAAUUUGAGCGAGGAUGAAAGAUUUGUGUUUGAAGAUAUUGAUAGCGACGGACAAGAAAAAAAACAAAAAAAAAACGCGAUAGCAUUGGGACGUAUUCCGAUGUUUUUAAACACAUUUACUAGGUUAAUUCUGGGAAAUCCCUUAUCCUUCUAUUGUGUUGCUAGUGUUUUAGUGAGUUUAAUAGUACCUGAUAGUCGGAGGGGUUUGUCGACGGGUGUCUUGAUGCCAAUGUCUCAGGGGUGUCGACGGCAGCUGUACGGACGACACAAGCUCAGCUGAUAUCCGGUAAGUGGAGACUUUUUAACCUAAUUUUCUCACCGUAACCUGCGGGUUGACAUUCGGUUGGGAUCCAUGUUCGCUUGACCGCACUCUGAUCCAUAGGAAAGUUUCAGCUCUGGGAAUUUUAAACAAGGAAUCACCGUGUGUUUGUGUGGCUAAAGGCUAAAGCUUCCCAACUCCAUGUUGCUACUGUGACUUCUCCAAUAUUAAUUGAACAAAUUGCAAAAGAUUCAGCAACACAGAUCUCCAAAAUACUGUGUAAUUAUGCCGUUAAAGCAGAUGACUUUUACCUGUGUGUGUGCGUAGCGCUCAUACUUCUUUAAAACGCGUGACGUCCUGCGUACACGUCAUCAUUACACGACGUUUCCAAGACGAAACUCCCGGGAAAUUUUAAAUUGUAAUUUGGUAAACUAAAAAAGCCGUAUUGGCAUGUGUUGCAAUGUUAAUAUUUCAUCAUUGAUAUAUAAACUAUCAGACUGCGUGGUGGGUAGUAGUAGGUUUCAGUAGGCCUUUAAAGGGUGUGUCAUUAGUUGGGCUGGGCACCACACGAUUCGAUUCUUAGUGGUAACAAUUAAUCGAUUUGGUUUAAUCGUUUCAGAAUCGUUACAAGUAAGAAUCGCGAUUCAUUCAUAAAAUAUAUAUUUAUAUAUAUAUGUAUAUUGGAAAACAAACAGGAAGUCGACCAUCUUGGCUACCGUCUGUUAUUUCUCGGCCAAAGACCAGGGUAGGACUUCAACAAACUCCUCCUCGGGACUUUGACCAGAUGUGCCGCGGUUGGAAUGACGGACACUAUACAGAUGGGCGAUUAAAAAUUGCGAAGGAGUUCCGCCGACGCCAUAGAAUGUGGGCGUGGCAUGGCGUCUAAAUUAGAUCUGAUGGUUCGCCUGUCUAUCUGUGUUGGCCCUGCGAUGAGGUGGCGACUUGUCCAGGGUGUACUCCGCCACCCGCCCGAAAUGCGGCUGAGAUAGGCUCCAGCACCCCCCGGCAACCCUGAACUGGAAAAGCGGUAGGAAAAUGGAUGGAUGGAUGGAUGGAUGGGUUUGCCACAGAACUUUCAACAUUUAUUACUCAGCUCAAUUCCGAUCUUGAUCGGAAUUGGUACACACGCGACACCCCAAAGUUGUAUACUGGACUCGGUACCUAGUAGUAUCCGUCGGUAGUGGGCGGAAAAAACUUCCCCAUAACCAUCAAACGGUCUUUACCGCACUUGAGAUGAUAUGAACUACCAAUAUCGCCCCCUUGUGGUGGAAAACUGUUAAUGGUCGUAACUUCCCUCCACAUGUUCCGAUCUUCCUGGGAUUUUGGAUGAUGAGUCUAAACACCGGGAAGGACUUGACUGCAUUCUACUUGAUUUAGUUGCAAAAUAUACAGCAGGUUACUACGAAUGUAUUUAUUGGCUUGUGUAGGUUUUUAAAAAAAUCUAGUCUUAACACAAGAAUUGUGAACAACUUGGAGUAUUAUAGGAUGCCUUGUGCAUGACUAUGGAGGUUCCACUGUAAGUUUUCAGACACAUGAAAAAGUCUUAACUUGAUGGCACCGCUUUAAGAUAUAUAGAUAUAUACAUUUUUCACGGUAUAUGUUUUAAGCUUUACUCGGCAUUUCUGUAGGAUAACUGGUCGUGUAGUCGGACUGCAACUGUGAAGUUGUUCAACUGUAACUUUUCAGGGUUUUCCAGUGAUUCAGUCAAUAUGGUGUUUGAAAAUACUCAACUGGCGACAUUUUCUUGAUAAACCACGUGGUUUAGUAACAACUCGGGAUGGGAAUUGCUAAGAGUUUUCCAGUUCCGGUUUUGCUUAACAAUUUCGGUUCCUUAACGGUUCUCUUAUCGAGUUUUAUUCGGGGGAAAAAAAGAGGGUGGAUUAGCCUCAAUCGGGUCGGGUUCAGAGGUAACAUGACCUUAAGGCAGUGGUUCUCAACCCUUUUACAGUGAACAUUGUUUUAAUUCAAGUACCCCCUAAUCAGAGCAAAGCAUUUUUGGUUGAAAAAAAAAGAUAAAUAGGUAAAAUACAGAACUAUGUCAUCAGUUUCUGAUUUAUUAAAUUGUAUAACAGUGCAAAAUAUUGCUCAUUUGUAGUGGUCUUUCUUGAACUAUUUGGAAAGAAAUAUAUAAAAAUAACUAAAAACUUGUUGAAAAAUAAACAAGUGAUUCAAUUAUAAAUAAAGAUUUCUACACAUAGAAGUAAUCAUCAACUUAAAGUGCCCUCUUUUGGGAUUGUAAUAGAGAUCCAUCUGGAUUUAUGAACUUAAUUCUAAACAUUUCUUCACAAAAAAAGAAAUAUUUAACAUCAAUAUUUAUGGAACAUGUCCACAAAAAAAUCUACCUGACAACACUGAAUAUUGCAUUGUUGUUGUUUUUUUUCCCGCAGUUUAUGAACUUACAUUCAUAUUUUGUUGAAGUAUUAUUCAAUAAGUAUAUUUAUGAAGGAUUUUUUAAUUGUAUCCCUUAGCAUAUCUUCAAGUACCCCCAGGGGUACACAUACCCCCAUUAGAUAACCACUACCUUAAGGAACCUAAAGUGAGGUCACGUACGUAGUUCAGAAGAAAAAAAUGGUAACUUUGCUCUGACUACAUUGAGCGUUCACCUACCGGAAAUCAGGAGCACCGUGGCAAAACUGUGAAAGCUUUCGAGCACAACCCAAAAUGUUGAAAGAGCCAUAUUGGAGCAAAAUUACAAAAACUAAUCUGUCUGGAGCCGCCAAAAAAAUAAAAAAGCCUUAUAUAACCGUUAGAGGGCUUCACGGUGGCAGAGGGGUUAGUGUGUCUGCCUCACAAUACGAAGGUCCUGCAGUCCUGGGUUCAAAUCCAGGCUCGGGAUCUUUCUGUGUGGAGUUUGCAUGUUCUCCCCGUGAAUGCGUGGGUUCCCUCCGGGUACUCCGGCUUCCUCCCACUUCCAAAGACAUGCACCUGGGGAUAGGUUGAUUGGCAACACUAAAUUGGCCCUAGUGUGUGAAUGUGAGCGUGAAUGUUGUCUGUCUAUCUGUGUUGGCCCUGCGAUGAGGUGGCGACUUGUCCAGGGUGUACCCCGCCUUCCGCCCGAUUGUAGCUGAGAUAGGCGCCAGCGCCCCCCGUGACCCCGAAAGGGAACAAGCGGUAGAAAAUGGAUGGAUGGAUGGAUAACCGUUAGAAUGAAAGCAGCACAUGAUGUAAGUGUCUAUUUUAGCUAUAUUAGCCUGAAAUCCAGGAAAAUUGGGAGGGUUGGCAAGUAUGGGACACACACAUCUAUACCUUUAGAAUUUCUAAGACCUCUGAAAAGCUUCCGUUUUACUAAUGUUUUGCAAUGUUGUAAAAAUGUAUAGAAUAAAUAAUAUCUGUGUAAGCCAUUAUCAUAAUGGUUUUAUGCUGUGCAUUCACGCACAGCAUAAAACGUUUGGUGGACAAAAUGAGACAAAGACGGAGUGGCAUAAAACACGCUUUUCUGUGGCAGCGUUGGAGAAAGUCGUACAUGUAAACAAACUACCAUGCUUUCAUUAACGUGGACCCCGACUUAAACAAGUUGAAAAAUGUAUUUGGGUGUUACCAUUUAGUGGUCAAUUGUACGGAAUAUGUACUGAACUGUGCAAUCUAUUAAUAAAAGUUUCAAUCAAUCAAUCAAAACGGUGAGUUUAAUGACCGUCGAAAUUAGUAGGACAGAACGUGGCCUGCCAAACACUCUCAUCAGUGAAGCAUGUUUAAUAUAAACAGUGGGUUUUGUAACAACUAGGGAGGUCUGUGUUAUGUCUGUCCUUCUAGAGGAGGGGUCAGCAACCCGCGGCUCUGGAGCCGCAUAGCGCCGCCCUAGUGGCACUCUGGAGCUUUUUCAAAAAUAUAUGAAAAUGCAAAAAGAUGAGGGGGGAAAAACAUUUUUUGUUUAAAAAUGGUUUAUGGAGGAGGACAAACACAAACCAUCCUAUUUGUUAUAAAGCACACUGUUUAUAUUAAACAUGCGUCAUGGAUUCGAGUAUUUGGUGAGCGCCGUUUUGUCCUACUAAUUUUGGCGGUCCGUGAACUCACUGUCGUUUGUUUACAUGUAUAACUUUCUCCGACUUCCUAAGACGUGUUUUAUGCCACUUCUUUUUCCGUCUCAUUUCGUCCACCAAACUUUUAACGUUGGGCUUGAAUGCAAAAAGGUGAGUUUUGUUGAUGUUAUUGACUUAUGUGGAGUGCUAAUCAGACAUAUUUGGUCACUGCAUGACUGCAAGCUAAUCGAUGCUAACAUGCCAUUUAGGCUAGCUGUAUGUACAUAUUGCAUCAUUAUGCCUCAUUUGUAGGUAUAUUUGAGCUCAUCUAGUUUCAUUUAAGUCCUCAUAAUUAAAUUUAUAUCUCAUGACACACUAUCUGUAUGGAAUAUGGCUUUUAUUUUUUUGCGGGUCCAGACAGAUUUUUUUUUGUAUUUUUGGUUCAAUAUGGCUUUGUCAACAUUUUGGGUUGCCGACCCCUGUUCUAGAGUAACAAUAUUAAAACAAAACAUUUUUUUUUUUUCUAUUUUCCCACAUUUUUGAAAAAGCUUCAGGGAGCGCCAUAUUGCGAUCAGAACCGUUAAGAGAACCGCUUGACAAAGAAAGCGAGCCAUUUUUUGAGGAAUUGAUACACGUCCGAUUCCCAUCCCUAUUGACAAGGAAAGACUCUCUCCAACUGUUCUGAACUUCUGUUUCCGUGCACGUUGAGCAGGAUAAGCCAUUGCAGUCGCCAACCUGCUUGAAACGAUGCCAAAUUGACCCGAUUUCAAUUGAUAAAUGAUUCUAAUAAAUGGCUAUCCAAAAAUGAGAGGUCAUCAGAAAGGGAAACUGUAAUGUUCUGACUGAGCUAGUUGGAAAGUUGUCCGCGCUGAGAACAUUCCUGGUCAUGAAACAAUCAAUAACCACGUAGCCAUGACCUCACCGCUCGAGUCUGCGGUAGGAAAGUCGACGGACGGGGAGAUGUUUUUACAAAUAUUUUCUGCUUUCAAUUAGAAAUGCUGUGAUUUGUUUUCUUUCGGGGCGGAAAAGACGUAAACAGCGUCCUCUCACUUCGGGUUUACGUUUCAAGGAUUUGUCGUGCAAACGUGUGAGUCAUGAAAAAUGUCGCCUUUUUCUUUCAACGGUGUUUUGAGCUGUACACACGGAUGCAAUGCAUCGUGGGCUGUGGGGGAAAAAGUGGCUGUACGUGAAACACAUUAAACUGGUCUAUGCAGUA
Nerophis ophidion (straightnose pipefish) is the source of this 10650-nucleotide messenger RNA. RefSeq names its product calcium/calmodulin-dependent protein kinase Ib (gene camk1b). Gene Ontology annotation, biological process: peptidyl-serine phosphorylation. Gene Ontology annotation, cellular component: intracellular anatomical structure. The record is from RefSeq and is a predicted model, not a curated record. The coding region runs from base 146 to 1303 and encodes 385 amino acids. Lineage: Eukaryota; Metazoa; Chordata; Actinopteri; Syngnathiformes; Syngnathidae. Gene Ontology annotation, molecular function: ATP binding; calcium/calmodulin-dependent protein kinase activity; calmodulin binding. The transcript is spliced from 12 exons.